GAGAAAACAUGGCGGCAGGAAGGCAACUAAGCAAAGGUUUGCUUAGAAAGCUUCAAAAUACUGCAAAAAAUAUUCUUUUUUACCGAUGUUUUUCAAAUAUCAAUGAAGAAACUACCCACUUUGGAUACGAGACCAUCUCCAAGGAAGAAAAGUCAGAAAGAGGUGCACAUUUUAAAACGUUAUGCUGUCUAUUUUCUAGUGUAACAAAAUAUUUGUUUAUAGGUACAAAUACAAAUAUGUACAAGGCCGCAGGACCAGGUUCGAUUCCUGUCAGAGGACCUAGUGUUGUAUUUUUCGUAACCAUUCCUAGUUAGGUCUUAAAAGUGUGUAUAUAUGCUCACUUGGAUUAUCCACCAAACUCGGCAUUCAAGUUCAACCAAGUCAAGUGCAAAAACCAACAAGGACUGCUAAACCAUGCAUGCUGAAUAUCUUCUGUUUGGGCAUCCAUUGGAAAAAGACGCUUCGCAAUCCAGACUAUAGGAAAUCUCAGCAACCUCUGCCCCUAAUAUUGACAUGUUUCUUUGCUUCAUGUAACUCUGUAUUAUUUCCCGUACUCAUUAUGAAUCUUGCAUUGUUUUCUUGCAGUUCAUCAUGUGUUUCACAAUGUAGCAGAUAAAUAUGACCUCAUGAAUGACCUGAUGAGUGGAGGCAUACAUCGUGUGUGGAAAGAUUAUUUUAUAUCAAAAAUACAUCCUCGCUACGGAAACAAGUUACUGGAUGUUGCAGGAGGAACGGGCGACAUUGCGAUGAGAUAUCUAAAUUAUAUAAAGUAUGAGAGAAGGAAAGCAAUGUUGCCUGAGAAUCAAAUAAUUGUAUGUGACGUGAAUCAAGCCAUGCUCCAUGUUGGAAAACGAAAAGCUGAACAUUUAGGAAUAAAUCAAGGUAGUAGUUGGUAAAAUAAUCAAGCCAAUUAUUUCAGUUAAUACAUCCAUCCAGAAAGUGGUUAUAGAGCCUUGUUUCUGUGUUUGAGACUCUUGUUACUGAUUAAAAAUAAUAAACAGGUCUUUUAUAUUGACUGGCUAACUGUAUGGGUUCGUAAAUGUCUCACCCAUAACAAGAUAAAGGGCUCUUAAUUAACCCAAUAUCUCAAUCGCAAAAAUAAGGCUCUACAGCCAUGACAUACACCAGAAGGGUGUAUUGGAUAAUUAAAUGUCAAUGUAUAAGUGAUCAAUGGCUAUUAACACUUUCAUUUUAGAAAUAUCCUGGGUUUGUGGCAACGGUGAGGACUUGCCGUUUGAAGAUAAUUCUUUUGAUGUUUAUACCAUUGCAUUUGGAAUACGAAACUUUACAAACAUUGAGAAGGUUUAUGUUAAUUGUCAUUGUCUGCAGUUGCUAAUUUCUUGUUUUAUUUCCUUGUUCAUAUAUGUGCUUAUUUGAAGGCUUUAGACGAGGCGUACAGAGUAUUAGCUCCUGGUGGAAGGUUUAUGUGUCUAGAAUUCAGCGCUGUUACAAAUCCCGUCUUAGAGAGGUAUAAGCAGUCAGCUUCAUAUUUGGAGAAAGAACUCAAUUCCAAAAAGUGAAGCCAAAGAUAGUGGAAAUUGAAGAGCUAGUGGAUGUGAACCCAGUUUCUUUCUAUUGUUUUUUCUGCACGGUCAGACACAGAGCUGCCAUGAGUAUGUGUGCUGAAAUUUUGACUUAAAGAUUAAUAUUAUGAUUUUGUGAAAACUUGAUUAGCAUUAUGGUCCUUUAGAAAAAAAAAACUAUAUAAAAACUGUUUAUGACCUUCAUAGCUAUUGGAUGUCAAUUCCACUAUCUUUUUGCUUCACUUAAUUGUCUCACAGGCCGAAUGCUCCAGAUAUAUAUGUAUAUCAUAACUCACUGGGUAUAAGUUGCACCACAUGAUUUUUUGAUUUUUUACAAGCAGACUAAAUAUUAAAAAUCUUCCAUAUUUGUAGGUUGUAUGAUAUGUAUUCAUUUCAAGUCAUUCCAAUAAUGGGACAAAUCAUUGCCAAAGACUGGGAUUCCUAUCAAUAUUUAGUAGAAAGUAUACGGCAAUUUCCUGAUCAGGUACAAAUCUCUGAUAAUUAAUAUAGUGGAUAUUUUAUUCAGACUAUUGUGACUAUAACGGCUGUCAAUUUUAUUCUCAUAGGAUGAAUUUUCCAAAAUGAUAAAUGAUUCUGGUUUUAGAAUGGUGAAUUAUGAAAAUCUAACUUUUGGUAUUGCGGCUAUCCAUUCAGCUUUCAAGUUAUAGCUACAUUUUUAGAAAGAAAUGUAUUUUUAAGUGUAAGAAAAUAAAAGACAGUACAUGCUCGUAUGUAUGAAGGAGGGGGUCGACUCUCUUGUGAUAUUAUUCUUUAUUGUAUUAAAAGCGUAGAAUGCUUACCAAUAUCAUACAAUUCAAUCAUGUUCAACUAUAAAGAUUUUGAAAUAUGCCUGGUUGAGUUGCAUGAUAUUGGCAAGUGUACUGUAGAAAAGUACAGCUUUCAAAAAGCUUCCUUGACAUUUUUUUGGCUGGGUGAUUCUUUUGUCAGUACCAGCACUCACUGAAGAGUUGGAAAAUUAUUGAAUGAUUAUCAUCAUAUGGAUUAGUAAUAGUAAAUAUAUAUAGUACUUAUUGACCGGAUGCAUAAGUAUGUUAAUGACAACAACUUAAGUUGCAAAUUACUUCUGAAAUUUAUUCCACUCUGACAACACAACUUAAUAUAAAAUUUAUACAUCAUUGUAGUAUCUAUAUAUUAUAUGCAAUAUUAAACGUAUUUUAGUUCAAAUGUCUUUUUUACAAAACGAACUAUGUUAUCAAAGUUCACUCAACCAGACUUAAACAACAAGAUGGCAACUUGUCCCAAAUAGAAGUAAAUGAAAUGCUUCGUUUCGUGUGUCACAUAGGAGCCAAAAUUUCUGCCAACAAUGCAAUGCCAUGUUGGGUUGAAUUUUUUGUCAAAUUCCUUCUUCACAUAGGCUGCGAUGUCUUUUUCGAUGUUAAAUUUCUCCAUUGCUUGGAUCGUGCAGUCGAUCGCAUCUUGUUGCAUGUCUUCAGACAUAUCUGCAUUCUUUACGACAGCUUUUCGUUCCGACAUCUA
Messenger RNA from Paramuricea clavata, 3020 nucleotides. Lineage: Eukaryota; Metazoa; Cnidaria; Anthozoa; Malacalcyonacea; Plexauridae. The record is from the annotation of a GenBank genome assembly.